CCGUAACCAUGGUGCUCAAUAGCGUGGCUAAGACGGUCCAGCUGCAGAAGAACGCCGCCAACAUCAGGAACAUCUGUGUCUUGGCUCACGUCGACCACGGAAAAACUACUCUUGCUGAUUGUCUUAUAUCUAGCAAUGGAAUCAUCUCCAGCCGCCUGGCAGGCAAGUUGCGGUACCUGGACAGCAGGGAGGACGAGCAGGUCCGGGGGAUCACCAUGAAGUCCAGCGCCAUCUCACUACAUUUCGCCCAAGGUGGCGAGGAGUACCUGAUUAAUCUGAUAGACUCCCCCGGGCAUGUGGAUUUCUCUUCUGAAGUGUCAACCGCUGUCCGGAUUUGUGAUGGCUGCAUCAUCGUGGUGGACGCUGUGGAAGGGGUCUGCCCACAGACCCAGGCUGUUCUGCGACAAGCUUGGCUGGAAAACAUUCGUCCAGUAUUGGUGAUCAAUAAGCUGGACCGCUUGAUAGUAGAGCUAAAAUUCACCCCACAGGAGGCCUAUUCUCAUCUUAAGAAUAUUUUAGAACAGAUUAACGCACUGACGGGAACUCUUUUUACAUCUAAAGUCCUAGAAGAAAGAGCAGAGAGGGAGGCAGAAUCCCACGUGAAUGCAAGCUCUGAGCCCGGGGAACAGGUGUACGACUGGAGCGCUGGCCUGGAAGACACAGACGAUUCCCACCUGUACUUCUCUCCAGAGCAGGGCAACGUGGUCUUUACCAGCGCAAUUGAUGGCUGGGGCUUUGGAAUCGAACACUUUGCCAAAAUCUAUAGUCAAAAAAUUGGCAUCAAAAAGGAAGUUCUUUUGAAAACUUUGUGGGGAGAUUAUUACGUAAAUAUGAAGGCUAAGAAGAUUAUGAAGGCCGAUCAGGCCAAAGGAAAGAAACCUUUAUUUGUGCAGUUGAUCCUGGAAAAUAUAUGGAGCUUGUAUGAUGCUGUCUUGAAAAAGGAUAAGGAAAAAAUCGACAAAAUAGUGACUUCUUUAGGACUGAAACUCGGAGCCCGGGAGGCACGACAUUCAGACCCCAGGGUCCAGAUCAACGCCAUCUGCAGCCAGUGGCUUCCCAUAUCCCACGCUGUCCUUGCUAUGGUGUGUCAGAAGCUGCCCAGUCCUCUGGAGAUUACAUCAGAGAGAGUGGAGAGGCUGAUGUGUGCGGGAUCACAGACGUUUGACUCCCUUCCGCCUGAAACCCAAGCCCUGAAAGCAGCUUUUAUGAGCUGUGGGAGUGAGGACACGGCUCCCGUCAUUAUCUUUGUUUCCAAAAUGUUUGCCGUGGAUGCCAAGGCCUUGCCUCAGAAUAAGCCCAGGCCUCUCACACAAGAAGAGAUUGCUCAGAGACGGGAGCGUGCAAGGAAAAGGCAUGCAGAGCGACUCACAGCUGCACAGGGCCUGGCACCCGCAGAGGCCAGCCCCGACGGGAGCACCCUUCAGACGAGCCCACAGGAGCAGGAGCCAAAAGGUGAUGAGCAGGAAGUGGAAAGUGUGGCUCCCACCCCGCUGCCCCAGGAAGAACCCAGCCAGGAGUCUUUCAUUGCAUUUGCUCGAGUGUUCAGUGGCGUGGCUCGAAAGGGAAAGAAGAUUUUUGUUUUGGGGCCCAAGUACAGUCCUCUUGAAUUUUUGCAACGGGUGCCGUCUGGCUUCUCUGCGCCGCUGGAUGACCUCCCUCCAGUCCCUCACAUGGAGUGCUGUGUGCUGGAGAGCCUGUAUCUCCUCAUGGGUCGGGAGCUGGAGGAACUGGAGGAGGUGCCCCCCGGGAACGUGCUCGGGAUAGGAGGCCUUCAGGAUUUUGUGCUGAAGUCUGCAACCCUGUGCAGCCUGCCGUCCUGCCCCCCGUUCAUUCCACUCAGCUUUGAAGCCGCCCCCAUCGUGAGAGUUGCUGUUGAGCCAGAACAUCCAAGUGAGAUGCCGCAGCUCGUGAAAGGGAUGAAGCUGCUGAACCAGGCCGAUCCCUGCGUGCAGAUCUUAAUUCAGGAGACAGGGGAACACGUUUUGGUCACAGCGGGAGAAGUCCAUCUGCAGCGGUGCUUGGAUGACCUAAAAGAAAGGUUUGCGAAGAUUCGCAUCAGUGUAUCUGAACCCAUUAUUCCAUUCCGAGAAACGAUCACCAAACCCCCGAAGGUGGACAUGGUCAAUGAAGAAAUUGGCAAACAACAGAAGGUUGCAGUCAUACACCAAACAAGAGAGGAUCAGAACAGAGUCCCUGAAGGCGUCCAAGUCGACUCAGAUGGGCUGGUCACCAUGACCACUCCCAACAAGCUGGCCACACUCAGUGUGCGGGCCUUGCCCCUUCCAGAAGAGGUCACUCAGAUCCUGGAAGAAAACAGCGAUUUGAUCCGUUCCAUGGAGCACUUGACCUCCGCUAUGAAUGAGGGCACAAGUACUAAAGUGAUUCAUCAGAAGACCCAGGAGAAAAUCUGGGAAUUCAAAGGAAAACUAGAGCAACACCUAACAGGAAGGAAAUGGAGGAAUACCGUGGACCAAAUCUGGUCAUUUGGCCCAAGAAAAUGUGGGCCCAAUAUCCUAGUGAAUCAGAGUGAGGACUUUCAGAACUCGGUGUGGGCAGGCCCCGCAGGCAGAUCGUCGGGAGAAGCCAGAAGAUACCGGGAUUUCGGCAAUAGCAUUGUGAGCGGCUUCCAGCUGGCGGCCCUCUCCGGCCCCAUGUGCGAGGAGCCCCUCAUGGGUGUCUGUUUUGUCCUGGAGAAAUGGGACCUGAGUAAAUUUGAGGACCAGGGAACCAAUGACGAACCGAGUCAAGAGCAAAGUGGCACGGUACUGGGAGAGCAGCAGGGGGAAAGUGAGACCCCUCUGAGUGGGGACCCAGACCAGGAGCAGCAAGACAGCUGCAUGGAGCUCUGCGAGAAGAUGGCAUCCCAGAAAGGAGACGCGUUGGUCUCUGACUGCUACGGCCCCUUCUCGGGGCAGCUGAUCGCCACCAUGAAAGAGGCCUGUCGCUACGCACUGCAGGUGAAGCCGCAGCGCCUGAUGGCAGCUAUGUACACGUGCGACAUCAUGGCCACCAGCGAUGUCCUCGGGCGAGUCUAUGCUGUCUUGUCAAAGAGAGAAGGUCGAGUGCUUCAAGAAGAAAUGAAAGAAGGCACCGACAUGUUCAUCAUCAAGGCUGUGCUGCCUGUGGCCGAGAGCUUUGGCUUUGCUGAUGAAAUCAGGAAGAGGACCAGUGGCCUUGCCAGCCCUCAGCUGGUGUUCAGCCACUGGGAGGUCAUCCCCAGCGACCCCUUCUGGGUGCCCACCACCGAGGAGGAGUACCUGCACUUCGGGGAGAAGGCGGACUCUGAGAACCAGGCCCGGAAGUACAUGAAUGCCGUGCGGAAGCGGAAAGGGCUCUACGUGGAGGAAAAGAUCGUGGAGCACGCCGAGAAGCAGAGGACACUCAGCAAAAAUAAGUAGCUGCUCCUUGUGGAGGAUCCCUUCCCUUUCUAACGAAUGCGUGCCGU
Molecule: messenger RNA, 3445 nt
Organism: Dipodomys ordii (Ord's kangaroo rat)
Lineage: Eukaryota; Metazoa; Chordata; Mammalia; Rodentia; Heteromyidae
Gene: Efl1
Product: elongation factor Tu GTP binding domain containing 1
Exons: 19
Coding region: 9-3398 (1129 amino acids)
Biological process (GO): cytosolic ribosome assembly
Cellular component (GO): cytosol; ribonucleoprotein complex
Molecular function (GO): GTPase activity; ribosome binding; GTP binding
Source: RefSeq, a predicted model, not a curated record